AUGUCAUUCUCUCUUUCUUUUACUUUGUUUUUCUUUCUCUCUAAAUAUCUCUCUUUCUCUUUCUGUCUCUUUCUUUCCCCCUUUUUCUGUCUUUCUUUCUAUUCCUUUCACUAUUUCUCUCUCUCUUUCUUUCUUUCUUUAUCUCCUUUCCUCUUUCUUUCUCCAUUUCUCUCUCUCUCUUUCACUUUCUUUUUUUCUCUCUUAAUCUCUCUCUUUCCCUUUCUGAAUCUUUUUUCUCUCUUUCUGUCUUUCUUUCACUAUUUCUCUCUCUCUCUCUCUCUCUUUCUCUUUCUUUCUCUCUUUCUUUCUCACUCUCGCAUUAGAGAGAAAAAAAGAAAGAGAGUUUCUUUCUCAUUGGAUAAAAAAAAACAAAGAAGUUCUUUAAUGACUAGGCCGGAAGUAUGUACUUUUAAACUUUAUGUCUUUGUCCUUUUCAGACUCCAAGUAAUUACUCUCUCGUUCACCUUUCCAAUGCGAUAA
Messenger RNA from Acanthosepion pharaonis, 480 nucleotides. Lineage: Eukaryota; Metazoa; Mollusca; Cephalopoda; Sepiida; Sepiidae. The record is from the annotation of a GenBank genome assembly.